Molecule: messenger RNA, 877 nt
Organism: Cygnus atratus (black swan)
Lineage: Eukaryota; Metazoa; Chordata; Aves; Anseriformes; Anatidae
Gene: FGF22
Product: fibroblast growth factor 22
Exons: 3
Coding region: 1-549 (182 amino acids)
Biological process (GO): fibroblast growth factor receptor signaling pathway; positive regulation of protein phosphorylation; regulation of cell migration
Cellular component (GO): cytoplasm
Molecular function (GO): growth factor activity; fibroblast growth factor receptor binding
Source: RefSeq, a predicted model, not a curated record
AUGAGGCGCGGGGGCCCCGCCGCUCUCGCCGCCUGCCUCGCCGGGGCGCUCGCCGUGCUGGCGGGGCCGGGGCCGGGGCCGGGGCCGGGGGCGGGCAGCCCCCCGUGGGGCGGCCGGCGGCCCCCCCGCAGCUACGGCCACCUGGAGGGCGACGUGCGCUGCCGGCGGCUCUUCUCCGCCACCCGCUUCUUCCUGCGCAUCGACGGCGGCGGCGGCGUGGAGGGGACGCGCUGGAGGGAGCGGCCGGGCAGCAUCGUCGAGAUCCGGUCGGUGCGUGUCGGCGUCGUGGCCAUCCGGGCGGUGCACACCGGCUUCUACCUGGCCAUGAACAAGCAGGGGCGGCUCUACGGGUCGAAGGAGUUCAGCCCCAACUGCAAGUUCACGGAGCGCAUCGAGGAGAACGGCUACAACACCUACGCGUCGCUGCGCUGGCGGCACCGGGGCCGCCCCAUGUUCCUCUCGCUCAAUAGCAAGGGCAGGCCGCAGCGAGGGGGCCAGACGCGACGGCAGCACCUCUCCACCCACUUCCUCCCCAUGCUCAUCAGCUGAGCCCAGCUCCCAGACGGUCCUGUGGAAAAAAGGGAAAAAUAGGGUUAUUUUAUAUGUGUAAAUAUCUUUUUUUUUCCUAUUUAUUGUUUUAUUUUUUAAAUGCAUGGUGGAGGAUGGACACGGACAUGAAAGCUCCAGAACAAAAGCCGUGCGGGGAUGCGGCCGUCCCCGGUGUCCCAUGGGGGCAAAGCCACACGCCGGGGCUGGGGCACGCGCCCACCGCGGGCCGGGGCUGCCGACGUCUCCCCCCACCCCGAGCAGCCACCACCAGCCCUGGGGCUGGGACGUCCCGGGGCUGCGUUCGCUUUGUGGCCAAGCACCCGUGGAA